Trichoderma citrinoviride is the source of this 561-nucleotide messenger RNA. RefSeq names its product HSP20-like chaperone. The record is from RefSeq and is a predicted model, not a curated record. The transcript has a single exon. Gene Ontology annotation, biological process: response to heat; protein complex oligomerization; response to hydrogen peroxide. Lineage: Eukaryota; Fungi; Ascomycota; Sordariomycetes; Hypocreales; Hypocreaceae. Bases 1 to 561 code for a protein of 186 amino acids.
AUGGCGCUCCGAAACUUCUACGCUCCCGAGUCCUCCUUCACUCCUCUCUUCCGGCUCCUGGAGGACUUCGACAACUACACCCGCGAAAACAGCGACAACCAGAGCUCCACCCGCCGCACCAUCGCCCACUGGCAGCCCAAGUUCGACGUCCGGGAAACCGGCGAGGCCUAUGAGCUGCACGGCGAACUCCCUGGCGUGAACAAGGAGGACGUGACCAUCGAGUUCACCGACGAGCAGUCCAUCCAGAUCCGCGGCAAGGUCGAGCGCACCUACACAGCCGGCACUCCUCCCGCCGGUGCCAUCACUGAAUCCGGCGAGAAAGAGAACAAGGAGGCUUCCGACAAGAGCCAGGUCGCCAAGUCCGGCUCGCCCAAGCAGAAGCCCGCUGACUCCGCCAAAUACUGGCUCACUGAGCGCAGCGUUGGCGAGUUCUCCCGCUCCUUCAGCUUCCCCAACCGUGUCAACCAGGAUGGUGUGACGGCUAGCUUCAAGGAUGGCAUCCUCAGCGUUGUCGUCCCCAAGGCUGCCAAGCCCGAGCCCCGCCGCAUCACCGUCUCUUAA